Molecule: messenger RNA, 858 nt
Organism: Paramuricea clavata
Lineage: Eukaryota; Metazoa; Cnidaria; Anthozoa; Malacalcyonacea; Plexauridae
Source: the annotation of a GenBank genome assembly
AUGAGAGAAAGCAGAGCAGAAACAGAACAAAGGUCGCCAUCUCUCGUUGGUCUUGGAUGGAUAACGUUAUUCGUACUUUACUGGUUGCAAGUUUGUCUUUUCGUCUCCUUUUUGUUAAAACAUCUGGACAAUCGUGUAUAUGCGGCGUGGUUUCUUUGGUUUGUGCCCGCAUUUGUUUUGAUACUUGUCUUCUUUCGUGCUAACGAGCAACUGUACGCAGACGAAGACGAAACUAUUUUGGCCGUUUGGAUUAUUUGGGGAACAUACAUCGUUGCUUAUGUCAUUACAGUUGCCGUGAUUUUUGGGAAGGUCGCACACAAACUUACUAAAGAUGAAGAUGUUGGGAUCAAUGCACUGUUGGGUACGCUGUGUAUUACCCCAGGAAUGCUGGUCCUCCUACUACAGCUCAUGAUUUGCCCGUCCUACCGAAAGCCUGUCCUAUCGUUGUCUAUAUUUUCUGCGUUGAAUAUCUUCGAUGGCAUUGAGAUGUUGGAAAUAUUCCUGAUGCAAAAGGAGGGAAACUUUGAUUUAGGCAAAGAUAUAGAAAUAUGCAUUGUUGUCUUCUCCUGCUUGAGCUUUUUGUUCUCCCCGUUUGGUUUGAUUCGAAAUAAGUUCAUGAUUAAUGGCGCAGUCCAAGAAAGGAAGGAACUGUUGUUCAUGGUUCUUGGUCCACUAGAGAUCAUCGGCACUAACCUCCCGUUCUUGGUGUUACGUGCCAUCAUUUGGCAUAAAUACGAAGCUGUUAUUUUUAUUGUAAAGAAUGCUGUCGCUUUGGUCGUUGGCGGAGUUGAGUUCCUCAUCCUUAAAGGCAAGUGCAAAUGUAAGGGAAACUCAACGCGAGGACAAUUAAGUGCGUAA